AUGGAUCAAAUAUUUGCACCAGAGUAUUUUGAUAUAAUUUUCAGAUUUCUUCCGACCAUUAAAGAUUUGCAUUCUUGUCUCCUAGUUAAUAAACAUUGGGCAGCUUGUGCCAUUCCAAUUUUGUGGGAAGCGCCUUUCAAAAUUAAUAACAACUAUUUUCCAUCAUUCAAAGUGAUCAAAAUCUAUCUUGAAUUUAUACCAGAUAGUACUUUUCGCAAAUUGGGAGAUAAUAGAAGAAUAGGGUUGUCUAAUAGUAGACCUCUUUUUUUUAACUAUCCGUCAUUCCUUAAAGAACUCUCAUAUGAUCAAUUCCUUCAUGCAGCUAUUGCAAACAAUUGCAGUAAAGAUAUUAUAAUUGAAUUAUCCAAAUUACUUGCUGUAAAUAAUGUAAGAUUGCACCGGUUAGAAAUCUACAACAGUCUUAAUUGUUAUACUGAAAACCUAAAUAAGAUAGGAUAUUUGGUUAUUCCUCAUUUUUAUGAAUGCACUUCUGUAUUUAGUAGGUUAACAUAUUUUAAUUGUAGCUAUCAAUGGCCAGUGCAAAGAAUACAACUUUUUAAUGCAAUUUCGAAGGACUGUCAUAAUAUUAAAAACCUUAAAGUCAGUAUUUAUGAUAAAAAUGAAGGAAUGGCUUUAGAGGGUCUUAUCCGUUCUCAAAGAAAUUUAAAAAAGUUCACUCUGAUAAACAGUAAUAAUUUUGCAUCACUUCCUAUCCAAGCUCUUGUGAAUCAAAAACAUUCACUCAACAGUUUAGCACUUGAAGACAUGCAUUGCAACAGUAGCUUAAACAAGACAAAUUUUUUUAAUUAUGCAGCUUGCCAAUUAAAUAGCAGUGCUAUAAACGUACUAACUCAGUGUACAAAAAUCAACAGAGUGAAGUUUAAACACUGUGAAGGGCUUAACUCUUCUGUAUUUCUUCCUCUUGCUAUUGCUUUUCCGAAUUUAACAUCCUUAGAAUAUUCUUAUGGUUCUUAUGAAAUUUAUGAUAACGCAACCCCUAUUAGAUUAUUAUCUGGUCUCAUUAUAACGAGUUGCAAUACACUUAAAAGAAUUAUACUUGACUGGCAUUCCGAAGUUUAUCUUGAUAUUACACAACUUGUCGAAAUUAUUGCUCAGUAA
Messenger RNA from Dentiscutata heterogama, 1119 nucleotides. Lineage: Eukaryota; Fungi; Glomeromycota; Glomeromycetes; Diversisporales; Gigasporaceae. The record is from the annotation of a GenBank genome assembly.